AAAAUAAAAGUUACUCUCGCAAAAAUAAAUAAAUUAAAGGACAGCUUUAGGGCACACAGAAAUUAAAGGAUAGGAAAGGGAAGAGAAAGAAAACACAGGGGUUUUUAUCGUGGUUCAGCCUGGAAGUCCAAGCCUACGACGUGCUCGUUGAGCUCUCCUCAGAGGGUUAGGGCUCCGACUGCACCAUCAAGAAAAAUGGUGUUACAACAGCUCUGAAUAAAAAAAAAAAGAUCCCAAGUCACAGCGGUUUCACUGUUCACACCGCUCUCACACUCUUUAAGAAACACAAUUUGGAUUCUUCUGAGUUCUACUGUAUUGUUUCUUUGAUUUUUGAGAGGCGAGCAAGUUUAAAUAGGCACACGGACCACAGAAGGUAAAAGGGGUUGUUGAUUGUUGAAUAGAUAAAUUGAGCGCCUAGUGUGAUAUACGGAAGCAACUGAUUACUGAGGGACUAAAUUCCCACAAGGAUGGCUGAGUUUCUUUUCGAAGAUGUUUUCAAGAUUGAUCGGUUGAACCCUGAUGGGAAGAAGUUCGACAAAGUCACUCGAAUUGAGGCAAAGAGUGAGAAGUUUGAUAUGUUCAUGCACCUAGAUGUGAACACAGAAGUGUACCCACUUAAGGAAGGUGAGAAAUUUUCAAUGGCGUUGAGCCCCACGCUGAAUGAGGAUGGAACACCCGACAGUGCCUACUUCACUCCGAGCAACCGCAAGACACUCGCUGACAACUAUGAGUAUGUCAUGCAAGGGAAGCUGUUCAAGAUUUCUGAAGGUAAAGGACAUCAUGGUAAGGCUGAGAUAGAUGCUUCAUUUGGUGGGCUGUUGAUGAUGAUGAAGGGAGAUCCAUCUUAUUUCAAGAAGUAUGAACUUGAUCAAAGGCUUUUUCUUCUCAUGAGGAAGGUGUAGAACUCAGGUGGUUAAGACAAUGGUCUCUUAGAAUGAAUAUUUGAACUUGGUUUGCUUUUGUUUCUCCUUCUAAGAAAGGUGUAAAACUUGUUUGUGCCAAAGUUUCUGUUUGUGAUGUAUGACAAGUUUAAGCUGGUGACAUAGUGAGUGAUGGCUUCAUUCUCUUACUCAUGUUCUAGCAAUAAAUAAAAGAGAUGUCAUCAUUUUAGUGUA
Molecule: messenger RNA, 1115 nt
Organism: Humulus lupulus (European hop)
Lineage: Eukaryota; Viridiplantae; Streptophyta; Magnoliopsida; Rosales; Cannabaceae
Product: DNA-directed RNA polymerases II and V subunit 8A-like
Exons: 3
Coding region: 468-902 (144 amino acids)
Biological process (GO): DNA-templated transcription
Cellular component (GO): RNA polymerase II, core complex; RNA polymerase III complex; RNA polymerase I complex
Molecular function (GO): DNA-directed RNA polymerase activity
Source: RefSeq, a predicted model, not a curated record